This is a messenger RNA of Plasmodium relictum, 1050 nucleotides long. It is a transcript of the gene RFC5, whose product is annotated as replication factor C subunit 5, putative. The record is from RefSeq and is a predicted model, not a curated record. The transcript has a single exon. Gene Ontology annotation, biological process: DNA repair; DNA-templated DNA replication. Gene Ontology annotation, cellular component: DNA replication factor C complex; nucleus. Lineage: Eukaryota; Apicomplexa; Aconoidasida; Haemosporida; Plasmodiidae. Gene Ontology annotation, molecular function: DNA clamp loader activity. Bases 1 to 1050 code for a protein of 349 amino acids.
AUGUGGCUGGAGAAGUAUGCUCCUCGCAGUUUAGACGAAUUAACAAUUCAUAAAGAUAUAACAGAGAGAUUAAAAAAAUUAAGCGCUCAUAAAGAUUUACCUCAUAUAAUAUUUUAUGGAACACCUGGAGGUGGAAAAAGCACUAGAAUAGAUUGUUUAAUAAAAGAAAUAUUUAAAGAAGAGAAAAUAAUUAGAAGACCUGAAUGUAUAACAAACGUAGAAAAUAAAAUAAAUAUAAAUGUAGUUCAAAGCAAUUAUCAUUUAGAAUUACAAUGUUUUGAAUUAGGAAAUAAAGAUAAAAUUAUUGUUCAAAGCAUAAUUAAAGAAUUAUGUAGUUAUAAAUCUAGUGCAUCCUUUUUUUCUAAAAGUCCAAUGUAUAGAAUUUUUGUUUUCAAAGAUGCUGAGUUUUUAAGUGAAGGAGCACAGGCAGGAUUAAGAAGAACACUAGAAACUUACAUAAAAAAUGCAAGAGUUAUUUUGCAUUUAGAACACUUAUCUAAAAUAAUAGAACCAUUAAAAAGUAGAUGUAUUUGUAUAAGAGUUCCAUUACCUACAGAAGAAGAAAUAUUUAGUGUUUUAAAAAAUAUAUGUGACAAUGAAAAUGUUUCUCCAUCUUUUAAUUCACUAGAAUUUUUUAAAAACUUAAUAGAAACACAUGGAAGAAAUUUAAGGAAAUGUAUAAUGGCUUUAGAAAUGACAGUGUAUUCAAAUUCAACAAAAACACAUCAAUCUUUAUCAGUUGCGGCUACAUAUAUAAAUGAAUUAUGUGAUUUCGUUUUUAUUAACCCAACUCAAACAAAAAUGAAGGAGUGUGUGACAAAAAUUCAGAGUUUAAUAACAUGUCAAAUACCUGUUAAUUUUAUUUUUGAAACAACUAUUAAAUACUUAUUAAGAAGUAAUUAUGAUUAUAAAUUGAAAUGCUAUUUCCUUAAGUUAUGCUCUCAUUUUUCUUAUCUGUCAGAAGCGUCAUAUGAUAAAAGUGUUUCUCUUAUUGCAUUUAUUGUAAACGCAAAUACUGCUAUAGUGAAAUAUAACUUAUCAAAAAAAUAA